GUCAAAUGUGUUCCAAAGGUAAGUUUAUGCGCAGCUGCAAUCUCGCUCUGUAAGCCGCUGACAGUAGACGAGGAAGUUAAACACUGUAGUGGUCAAGUUCCUCUUUCAAACGUGUAGGAACAUGAAGUUGGCAAUUCUGUCAGGGCACUAUUGAUGUUGAGCUCAAAACCGGUUCCUGGCUUUCGGUUGAAAGGAUGAAACUGAAAUAUUGUAGGACUAAACACUUUUUCUGUAUUUAAAUCAACUUUGGCUUUGAAGUCACCUCUGCAUCUUCUUCUCACUGGAUUAAACAUCUCAUCCAGCCUAUCUAAUGGUUCCACCACUGAGUUUCAGCACAAGAUGGUGUGCUGUGAAUUUGACUGUUUGACCGAGGCUUGGCAGAAAUGUCAGAGUCAAGAGGACAACUGAUGAGUAAAUGUGGACUUCCCAGGUUCCUGAUUGGAUGUGAGGAUGGUAAGAGCAGAGAACUGGAUGAUAGAGACAUGAGGAACAUCUCAGGUCCGUAUGGAGAUGAGGAGGACGAUGAGGAACAGUCAGAACGUCAGAUCAUGGUGGGCAUCUGCUCCAUGACUAAGAAGUCUAAAUCCAAACCGAUGACUGAAAUUCUGGAGAGGCUCUGUAAGUUUGAGUACAUCACAGUGGUGAUUUUUCCAGAGGAAGUUAUUCUCAAUGAACCAGUGGAGAAGUGGCCCUUGUGUGACUGCCUUAUUUCCUUCCACUCCAGAGGAUUUCCCCUUGACAAAGCAGUGAGUUAUGCCAAACUACGAAGCCCUCUCCUGAUCAACGACCUCAAUAUGCAGUAUUUCAUUCAGGACAGGAGGGAAGUGUACAGGAUUCUGCAGGAAGAGGGCAUUGAUCUUCCACGCUAUGCAGUGUUGAACCGAGACCCUGACAGACCAGAGGGUAAAGAGUGCAACCUGGUGGAGAGUGAGGACCAUGUGGAAGUAAAUGGAGAAGUAUUUCAGAAGCCCUUUGUGGAGAAACCCGUCUCCGCAGAGGACCACAACGUCUAUAUCUAUUAUCCAACCUCGGCUGGAGGGGGCAGCCAGCGUCUCUUUAGAAAGAUUGGCAGUCGGAGCAGUGUGUAUUCUCCGGAAAGUAACGUACGAAAGACUGGAUCGUACAUCUAUGAGGAAUUCAUGCCCACAGAUGGCACAGAUGUAAAGGUUUACACCGUAGGGCCUGAUUACGCUCACGCUGAGGCCCGCAAGUCUCCUGCUCUAGAUGGGAAAGUGGAGAGAGACAGUGAAGGGAAGGAGAUUCGCUAUCCAGUGAUGCUCACUGCAAUGGAGAAACUUGUGGCCAGAAAAGUGUGUCUUGCUUUCAAGCAAACAGUCUGCGGUUUUGACCUCCUCCGUGCAAACGGGCACUCUUUCGUAUGUGAUGUUAAUGGAUUCAGCUUUGUAAAGAACUCCAUGAAGUACUAUGAUGAUUGUGCCAAAGUCUUGGGGAACAUGGUGAUGCGAGAGCUGGCUCCUCAGUUCCACAUCCCCUGGUCUAUCCCCAUGGAAGCGGAGGACAUCCCUAUUGUCCCAACUACCUCAGGAACCAUGAUGGAACUUCGUUGUGUUAUUGCUGUAAUUCGCCAUGGUGACCGUACACCCAAACAGAAGAUGAAGAUGGAGGUUAGGAAUGCCCUGUUUUUUGAUCUGUUUGAAAAAUAUGGCGGUUAUAAGACCGGGAAACUCAAACUGAAGAAACCAAAACAGCUCCAGGAAGUGCUGGACAUUGCUCGUCAGCUCUUGGCAGAACUGGUCCAGCACAAUGACUGUGAGAUUGAGGAGAAGAAAUCCAAACUUGAACAGCUGAAGACUGUUCUGGAGAUGUACGGUCAUUUCUCAGGGAUCAACAGAAAAGUGCAGCUGACUUAUCUGCCAAAUGGACAGCCAAAAGCAUCAAGUGAAGAGGAAGACUCUUUAAAGGAGGGCCCAUCACUGCUCCUGGUGCUGAAGUGGGGGGGUGAGCUGACCCCUGCAGGUAGAGUUCAGGCUGAGGAGCUUGGACGGGCCUUUCGUUGCAUGUACCCUGGAGGACAAGGAGACUAUGCCGGCUUUCCUGGUUGUGGCCUUCUCCGUUUACACAGCACUUACCGCCAUGACCUCAAAAUUUACGCCUCCGAUGAGGGUCGUGUGCAGAUGACUGCGGCAGCGUUUGCAAAAGGUCUCUUAGCACUGGAAGGGGAGUUGACUCCAAUCCUCGUUCAGAUGGUGAAGAGUGCUAACAUGAACGGACUGCUGGAUAGCGACAGUGACUCUCUCACAGACUGUCAGCAGAGAGUCAAAGCUCGAUUACAUGAGAUCAUGCAGAAGAACAGAGAUUUCAGUGAGGAAGACUACAAGAAGCUGGCUCCAACAAGUAGCCCUUCUCUGGUAAACUCCAUGGGUGUAAUUGGUAAUCCUGUCAGGACUUGUGACCAGGUUCACACCCUCAUUCAAAGCCUCACAUGUCAGAUCUGCAAAAGGCUGGAAGACCCCAAGUCUGCAGAUCUGCAGCUGUACCACAGUGAGACUCUAGAGCUAAUGCUACAGCGGUGGUCCAAACUGGAGCGAGACUUCCGUAUGAAAAACGGGCGCUAUGACAUCAGUAAAAUCCCGGAUAUCUACGACUGUGUAAAGUAUGAUACCCAACACAACAGCUCUGUGGGACUGGAGGACACACUGGAGCUUUUCCGCCUGUCGAGAGCACUUGCAGACAUCAUCAUCCCUCAAGAGUAUGGAAUCACUAAAGCAGAGAAGCUUGACAUCGCUAGUGCCUACUGUCUGCCUCUAGUGAAGAAGAUUCAACUGGAUCUACAGAGGACACAUGAGGACGAGGCUGUCAACAAGUUGCAUCCACUGUGGUUCAGGUAUUCGCGAGGAGUGAUGUCUCCGGGUCGGCACGUUCGGACCCGGCUCUAUUUCACCAGCGAAAGCCAUGUACACUCCCUGCUCAGCAUUUUCCGUUACGGAGGCCUGUUAGACGAGCAAAAAGAUGAACAGUGGAAGCAGGCUAUGGACUACCUCAGUGCCGUGACUGAACUUAACUAUAUGACUCAGAUUGUUAUUAUGCUCUAUGAGGACAACAACAAGGAUCCUUCCUCAGAAGAGCGCUUCCAUGUUGAACUGCACUUUAGCCCAGGGGUAAAGGGAUGCAAGGAUGAGGAUAAUGCUCCAUUGGGAUUUGGGUUCCGUCCCGCCUCUUCAGAGAAUCACGAGAAGCAGACAGACCAAGGCAGUCUCGAGGACCUUUCCCAAGACGAGCCCGACAGAGCCGCACCCUCUGAGCCAAUCAGCAUUCAGAGAAAGUCGCCACUUAUCCGCAACCGCAAGGCUGGAUCUAUGGAGGUCCUUUCAGAGAGCAACGCUUCUCGUGGAUCGGCGUAUCGUAUGUUCCCGUCAUCUUCCCGUCAGUCUCCUGAGAUCAAACCCAGCGGACUAGGCGCCCAGUGUGCAGGCCUCUUCAGUGCCUCCUUUCCCAACCUGAGAGAUCUAACACGACCUCACCGCAAAAAGCCCUUCUCGCCCUGGAGUCUGUCUUCUCAAGGUGAGCUGCUCUCUAUGCCGGCAGUAAAGAGAUUUUCUGUGUCGUAUGCCAGGCAUCCGACUAAUGGGUUUGAAGGCUGCUCCAUGGUGCCCUCUAUCUAUCCACUAGAGACACUGCAUAACUCACUGUCACUCAAGCAGGUGGAUGAAUUCCUCACAGCAGUGUGCAAGAAUGGGAGUGAGACACAAUUCAAGAGGAUGAAAUCUCUGUCCGCCAUGUUUGACUCCCAUGCCCAGCCCUCCAUAGAUGUUGAAAGUCCGGAGACCCCAGUGACCACCCCAGUCCAGCUGACCCAACCACCAAACCGGCCUCUUUGGUACAGCAGCGGUCCUCCCAGCACGGUAUCCAGUGCCGGUCCAUCGUCGCCAUCAGUAGCAGAGCCCUCAUCAAACUUCAGCUUUAACAGCGAGUAGACAUCUUGGUUACACACAUUGUCAAUGAUUUCUGCAGUGAUGAUAAAAGCAUUUUCUUUUGACACUGAUCUCAGAUCAGUUCUCCAGUCUCUACUUAAAGGGAUAGUUCACCCAAAAAUUAAAAUUUUCUCAUCAUUUACUUAUUCUUUCUCAUCAUAUUCUUUCUUCUGCUGAACACAAAUGAAGAUUAUUUUAAGAAUAUCUCAGAUCUGUAAGUCCUCACAAUGCAGGUGAAUGGGUACCAAAAUGUUG
This is a messenger RNA of Myxocyprinus asiaticus (Chinese sucker), 4187 nucleotides long. It is a transcript of the gene ppip5k1b, whose product is annotated as diphosphoinositol pentakisphosphate kinase 1b. Gene Ontology annotation, cellular component: cytosol. Bases 384 to 3935 code for a protein of 1183 amino acids. NCBI's taxonomy places the organism in Eukaryota, Metazoa, Chordata, Actinopteri, Cypriniformes, Catostomidae. Gene Ontology annotation, molecular function: 5-diphosphoinositol pentakisphosphate 1-kinase activity; inositol hexakisphosphate kinase activity; diphosphoinositol pentakisphosphate kinase activity. Gene Ontology annotation, biological process: inositol metabolic process; inositol phosphate biosynthetic process. The transcript has 30 exons. The record is from RefSeq and is a predicted model, not a curated record.